CAAGAUUCUUGUAGCUUUAAUGAAAUGAUAGUUGGGCCAUUUUUUGAAGACAGAGAAUCGAUGCCAAUGGGAAUCCAUGAGUACUUCAAUGAAUACUUGUCGGUUUUUCAACGAAGAGAUAUUUGAUGACAAUUAACUUGUACUACUAGUAAGUGUAAGUAAUUUAUUGAUUUUUUUGAACUUCGAUGGACAUGGACUGAUUGUGAUCUAGUAUCAACUAGGUAUGGCGCAAGCUCAACCUCAACGUUCUCUCUGUUGGUUCGUCUUUUUCUGGUGGAUGGCUGUUUGACGGUCAAUUUUUUUACGUGAUCAUUCUCCAGGAGAAGGGCCAAGCGCAACGCAAUCUUACAAGAGACUCUUCGUGGUGUUCCUUCGACGUCUGGGGCAUCCUGUAGAAGAAGAAAAAUUCUGUGAGUGGCCCAGGACCGUUGUUUGACCAGACCUAUACGCGAACAAGAACAGCACCAGCAGCAGCAGCAGCGGUAGACCAGUCGAUCUUCCACAGCGCCGUAUAAGCAAAAGGAACUACAACAGACCGCUGUUUGUUUUACCCGAACGAUCGCUGAUACCUCCACAUACCUCUUCGAGAUCGACGAAUUCCACGAUCACAAUCGUCCAAGGACUACAGCUAUCAUCUAAAGUUCUAGAACAAGCAGAACAAUCUAGUACCUGAAGCACAACUUCUUGCGCUUACCUGCUACACUACGCCGGUCCUCACCAACGAUACCUACAACGUCAAUGAAUAGAAGGCAAAAGCGACGUACUUUGCCACCACGACAAAAAUCACAACGACAACUUCUACACGCUAUACCUUUACCAUCCACGACGAUAGGCACAGCAGCCCCUUCCGCCUUCUCCCCCUCACACCACAAAUAUCCAAGAAGAUGUUCGGCCAACCUCAACAGCAGGUGAAUCCUGCAAAUCCCAAUAAUGAUGUAGAGGUACCACAACCGCCAGACGAUGGCAUAUCCUGUCUGGCUUGGAGUUGCCACAAUCAUUUAGCAGUAGGGAGCUGGGAUAGAUCGGUACUUUUUAGUAGACAACCAAGUAACUUCAAGUUCAACUUCACAGAAUGCUGGUGGAAGGAGAAGGGGAUCACUACAAAUUCUGACAUUCCUCCCAAGCAUUACCCCAGUCAGUUGAUAGGUAUUCAAGUCAAAGUCUUUAAUUAAUUUUUUCUUCUUCUUCGAGCUAAGGCUUAAAUACACUUUUUACCGCCACCUCACGACAGGUAAGAGUCUACGACGUGAAAUGUCAGGCAGGUGCGAGUGGAGCGCAAAUGCAAGUGCAAGUAACACCAAUAGUGCAGUACAUGCAUGACGCGCCUGUACUCUGUUGCAACUUUAGCAAGGAUGGCACAAUCCUGUUCAGUGGCGGCUGCGAUAACAAAGUGAAAAUGAGAAAUUUGCAGGUAAUAUUGUUUUUAUUGUUUAUGUCUUUGUUCCUUCUCGUUGAUGAGAAGACGCAAAUUAUAAAAUAUAUUAGGUUAGAGAAAAGUACUUGCUGUCACUGGAUCAUCAGUACAAGUAGUACAAGUACUAACCACAUAUUAUACUUCUACCUCUACAACUUUUACUCCUAUGCGGCCAACAUAACUAAGCUUAUAAUAGUAAGCAUAUCUUCAUCUCCACACCCAUUGUCAUCACGACAGACGCAGCAAGAGCAAAUAAUAGGGCAGCAUGCAGCGCCAGUGAAAGAAGUGUUUUGGUGUGAAGAGAUGAAAAUGGUCAUAUCAGGAAGCUGGGAUAAAACCGUAAAAUUCUGGAGCGGAACUAGUCCCCAACCGACUUUGAGUCUCGACACUGCAGAUCAGCGAGUCUACAGCAUGGAUCUCCAAUAUCCACUGCUCGUCGUUGGUACCUUUUUUUUUUGAAUAUCCUGGGGGCAUAUUACUAAACCCUGACGUCUAUCAUGCUUAAGAUAGCCCAAGCGCAAGCUCGUAAAGCAAGCCCUUCUCUCCUUAGAACCUUUGACAACCACCACAGCAACGGCGAAUCGUCGAUUACUUGCGUAUGACUUAGCUCAAAUUGCGAACAACCGAAAUCCAGUACGACAGGGAGAAACAGCUCUGAAGAUGCAGACUAGGUUUAUGACCACUUUGUUGAAUGUUUUGAAAGUUUGAGAUUCAACAGAUGAUUGAGUUCUUUCUGACUGUACUAGUACGUCUAUUCCUUGCAGUGACAAAAUAGAAAGUCAGAAGAUGAACUACAAAGAACAUCAGGAUCUUCUAUCAAGUAAGUAGGUAGUUGUACUAGAUAAAGUAGAUCAUGUAAAAAGUAGGUAGUUGUACUAGAUAAAGUAGAUCAUGUGAAUGGAUAUGGAAUAUUUAAUUUCCCGUCUCUACUACGUUUUUGUCCUCUAGUACUCACUCUUCCUGCUCCAUCUCAAUCUCUAAUAUCCGUGUCUCCGCAUUUCCAGACAAGAGCGGUUACGCAGUAGGGUCUAUCGAAGGUAGAUGCUCAAUUGCGUAUGUAACCGAGACGACGAAAAACUUCGCCUUCAAAUGUCAUAGGAACAACGAUGAGAUCUAUGCAGUAAAUUCGAUCUCCUUUCACCCAACUUUCGGAACAUUUGCGACAUCAGGGAGUGAUGGUAUCUUAGAGUUAUUGGCCCAGAGGGUUACCUUUAAUAUGACGUUAAUCUACUAAAGUUAAAGAAUACUCAAUCGAAAACUGGAAAUAACCGAGUUGCUGACUGAAAUGCGGGACGUAGCUUUUAAAGGCUACGCUUUGUUCUUCAGUAUCUCGGUUAUUCUUAUCUAUCAGCUUUUACUUGGUUAUUUCAGUUUUUCGAAUAGAUACCAAUACUUUAUGGUUCUGGUAUUUGGUAACCUGAAUUGGAUCAUAAGGAUUCUCUUUUUGUUUUCCUUAUGAUCAAAAUUCGGUUACCAUAUACCAGAGCCAUUCAAAUGCAUCAUACUAGUGUAGUGCUUACUCUGGGACUGUGCUGCUUGUGAGUAAUUUCGAUUUGUUCUAAAAGUCUUUCUGAAGUACUUCUGUUUGUUUGAACUCAGUAAAUAGUACUAAUACUAUUUCAUAUCGUCUUGGCCUUCCAGUUCCUACAACUACAAGUAGUACAACAAUCAUCCUCAUCAGGCGUCUUCACUUUCUGGGACAAGGACAACAGACAGCGACUGAAGCAGUUCAAUUCUGUGGGUAGUCCCAUCACAGCCAGUGGCUUCAGUCCAAACGGACAGCUUUUCGCUUACGCUUGUAGUUAUGACUGGUCAAAAGGACAUGAGCAUAACAACCCGAACUUACAGCGCAAAGUCUUUUUACACCGGCUUGAAGAAUCAGAAAUCAAACCCAAACCGAAUCAGCAGCGUGCAGGAGGUGUCAGGAGAUAACUACAGGAAGGGAGCCAGGUUCUUCUGAUCUGACUUUGACCUCAACCAUGCUCAUGCUGGCUGACGUCGACGAAGAUUAAAGCAAUCCAAAUGUUGAUCAUUGACAUUGGAACAUCAACCUUUUCUAGUAUUUUUUUUCGACCCAAGCAAUACGAAUACCAAUACCACACACGACAGCAGAAGCGCAUGUCGAUGUCUUGCUGUUGUUAAAAAUGAAGAAAACUUCCAUUGACCUUCGUCACACAGCGCUGCGUACUACCAAAUUAGCAAAAGAAAAACGCACUAUAUUUUUAAUCAUCUCCAUUUGUCGACAAC
Messenger RNA from Amoebophrya sp. A25, 3661 nucleotides. The record is from the annotation of a GenBank genome assembly. Lineage: Eukaryota; Dinophyceae; Syndiniales; Amoebophryaceae.